AGCUGUUGGGGUGGUGAGUUUUAACAUUCUGUGCUAUAAUCUCUAUCUCGUGCAGCGCAAAAUGUCAGCCUUAUGGAGUGAAAAUUUUUGACAGACCCAGUCGAGAUCGAGCCAGUCAGCCAGUUCAGACCAGUCCAGUACGGUACGGUCGGUUCAACCUUCAACUCGUGUACGCGAAUUGCGAAUUGCGGUCCGCAUUGGGAUACAGUCGGAACAUUUUGGGAAAUUUUUGGUGCCUUACAGCUUGCAAGUGGAGGUAGCCAUUUCCGUGUCGAUUGUCGUCGCGUCAUUUGAAGGAAUGAAACUGAUUCGGUGAUAGGAAAGUGAUUUUCUGCGUAGGGAAUGCUUGAAAAAGGUGCUUUGUUCAAGUGACGGGGAAAAAAAGUGUGACCAACAACGAGGAGGAAGAAUUAUAUGUACCCAAGUGCUUUUUUCGCCUUGAGGAAGGUGUGAAAACAGAGAUUGAGAGCGUGUGGGUCUCGUGGAAAGUGGGGUUUCCUGUGCGAAAUUGUGUCGGACAGUGGCCUAGGCCAAUGAGCUGAGGCGGCAAGGAUUUUCGUGGGGUGGUCACCGAAGAGUGCAGCCCGAUGUAGUUCCUUAAACAAACGCGAUUUAGAAUUUUACACAUCAAGGGUAUCACAAAACCAGAACACUGCAUGCCGCUAUCCCUUGAGAUCAUACAAAAUACCAGGUUCUGCACCAAUAUGGUUUUUGUGUGAUUGACAAGUGUUGAUAAAAGCGGCAGUAUUAUCAAUUCACACGAGCACCGAAAUCAACCAUCGGGAGCAUUCGAAGCAAAGCAUUCGAGUCUAGGAUUUUCGUUCGUCUGCGAAGCAAAGGAAACCGAUUGCGUGUCACAUUUUCGGAAUCUUGGGAGAUAACCUGACUGAUUGGCUGGAGUGAGGCGGGUAGCUGUUACUAGAAGCGAGGAUUUCCCAUCGAAUCGAUGAGCGAAUAAAUCCCGUCCAGCGAGUCGCAAACCUACUCACCCAGUCUGGCAAACAGCGAAACCAUUUGCCACCGUAGCCAACGUGCCAUGCACCAAGCUUGUUUCUGCAGAACUGCUAUGAACGUCGUCUAUCACCGCUUCGUGAGGAGAUAGCAUAGCCACAACGGUAUAGAAGAAUAUCGCUGAUUAACAGCCUCUACGAUUGCCACCGCCAUCAUCUCGCAGCACAACCAUCGGCAUCAAUUACUACUACUGCUGCUCUUACAAUCAGACAGUCACAAUUAUUUCAGUUUGAUUUCCCGCACCAAAAUCACUAGAGCAAAACCUCCCUGACGUCCUCGUCGUCACUAUAGCGAGGCACCUGUUAGCCAUGCCACACGACAACAACAAAGAACAUCCUCCGCCUAGCAGCGGAGGUCCCACUUCACCCGUCCCGUCCCUGAAAGCCGACAUCCCGGACCAGGCCAACGGCUACCAAGAGCUCUACAGUUCAAUGCGUAGCAACAAAUCCAACAAGUCCAAAACGUCCAUCUACGAUCGGAAUCAUGAAAAGCAACACCCGGACGGGAUGUCCACCCUGGUCGAACUCCUCACCGAAACCUCUCAAGCGUCCACGCACGACAUCCUGAACGAUGGCGAAGAGGACCAGAUGUUCAUCACCGGCUACGAAAAGUCCCCCGUCAAGUCAUUCUUCUGCUACUUUGGAUUCUUCCUAACGCUCGGAAUCAUGCGGCUGGUGAUGCACUGGUGGCAACACUGGCUACUGCUGGCAACCCAUCGGAAAUGCUCACUGGAAGUGGCCCAGAAGGUGCUGGUGCAUGAGCGCUACCAGGGCAAGCACGACGCCUUCUACGUCAAGAACGUCAUCAACAUGGACUCCGAAUCGAUCAAGGAAAUCGCCUCCAACUCCAAACGCCUUUCGCCCAACGGAAAGAACGUCGUCAAAGAGCUCGAACAUAUCGGCAUCACCGAUCGGGUGCAGUUCAUCCAACAAAUCACCCCGUUCCAGGUGGCGUUUCACCAGUCCGGCGGCAAAUUCGACCACUACAAUGAAAUUCGGUUCUUCAGCUGCAAGAAGCUACGCUACAUCUGGAACAAGGACUCCAAGCGGUUCGUCAAGCUGACCGGGCUGGAUGUGCGCGUUCCCAGCGUGACCAUUCACCACACCAAGGGCCUUUCGGUGUACGAGCAGAACAUCCGGCGACUGGUCUACGGAACGAACGAGAUUCUGAUUCCGCUGAAGGGCGUCUUCACGUUGCUGUUUCUGGAAGUGCUGAACCCAUUCUACGUCUUUCAGAUCUUCUCCGUCAUGUUGUGGUUUGUGUACGAUUACUACUACUAUGCAACGGUUAUUAUUCUGAUGAGCGGUUUCGGUAUUACGGCGUCCAUUCUCCAAACGCAGAAGAAUCAGAAGGCGCUGUAUUCCACGGUCAAGAAUAGCGAUACGGCGAUGGUCGUUCGGGAUAACUGCGAAUCGGAGCAAAUCGAAACCAGGUUCUUGGUACCGGGUGAUGUGGUGGAAAUUCCGGCCACUGGGUGUACGAUGCAGUGUGACGCUGUGCUAAUCUCUGGAAACUGUAUCUUGGACGAAUCGAUGCUAACGGGGGAGAGCGUCCCAGUUACGAAAACGCCGCUCCCGUUGAAACGCGAUUUGAACUACGAUCACAAGGAACACGCCCGGCACACACUGUUCUGCGGAACAAAGGUAAUCCAGACUCGAUACAUUGGCAGUGAGAAGGUCUUGGUGAAGGUGAUCAACACGGGUAACAUCACGGCCAAGGGUGGAUUGAUCCGAUCGAUUCUAUACCCUCCUCCAGUAGACUACAAAUUUGAAAAGGAUUCGUACAAAUUCAUCAUGGUAUUGGCGUUCCUUGCAGGAUGCGGUUUCCUCUACACCGUAGUCACAAAGAUCAUGCGUGGUGUUGGAGCACUGAAGAUCAUUGUCGAAUCUCUGGAUUUGAUCACCAUCGCUGUCCCUCCAGCUUUGCCCGCAGCUAUGACCGUUGGCCGCAUGUACGCUCAGAAGCGACUGCAGAAGAACAACAUCUACUGCGUGUCACCGCGAGCGAUCAACGUAUCCGGCAGUAUCGAUUGUGUGUGUUUCGAUAAAACUGGUACCUUGACCGAGGAUGGGCUGGAUAUGUGGGGUGUCCUGCCCAAAGACUCCACCAACAACUUCCAGAUUCCGCUCACUCAAAUCACCCGGCUUCCAAUGACGGAACACUUGCUCAGCGGAAUGGUAACGUGUCACUCGAUCACCUUCGUCAACGGAGAAAUGCGAGGCGAUCCACUGGAUCUCAAGAUCUUUGAAUCAACAGGCUGGAUUUUGGAGGAAGCGAACGUUUCCGAUGAGACCAAGUACGAUCUGCUGUUCCCAACAAUCGUGAAGCCCCCGCGAGGCGGUUCCAAGGACGACCUAAAUCUGGAACUGGACGUGGCGUACGAUAACUCCAACGAUAUUGGCAUUGUGCGGGAGUUUUCGUUCACCAGCGCUCUGCAGCGGAUGUCGGUGAUCACUAGAAAGCUGUCGGACAAUCACUUCAAUGUAUACGUAAAAGGCUCGCCGGAGAUGAUCAGCAGCCUGUGCAAGCCGGAGAGCAUCCCAGAAGAUUUCACCACGAAACUAGGAUUCUACGCACAGCAAGGUUACCGGAUCAUUGCGAUCGCUUACAAGUCGUUGGAUAAGAAGAUGAACUACUCAAAGGUUCAGAAGGUGUCCAGGGAGAAGGUUGAAUGCGAUUUGGAAUUUUUGGGUUUCGUGAUCUUAGAAAAUCGUUUGAAGGCGGACACGGAGGAGGUGAUCGAGAGUUUGAAUGUGGCGAAUGUGCGAUGCAUUAUGGUUACUGGCGAUAACUUACUCACAGCGGCGAGUGUGGCUCAUGAUUGCGGGAUGGUUAUGCCUGGUCAGAGUUUGGUGACGCUGACGGCUCACGUGGACAAAAAUAACCCGAACAAGCACUUCCUCAGUUAUGAUAUAACGGGUCAACCGCAGCUGACGCAGUCGGAUAUAAUCAACGAUAACAAGGUUACCGACGACAAGCGAAACGGAAACUAUACGCUUAUGACCCAAUCCAACAGUAUCAGCAGUUGCGAUACGGUCGAUACCUGCACGAUCUCGACACAGUUAAGUGGGUUCGAUAAGGAAGAGCAUCAGAUCGCUAUCGAGGGCGACAGUGAUAAAAGUGUAUCGGUGGGUGCCCAGGGUGGAUCGUUCCGAUUCGCUUUGACCGGAAAAACGUGGGCGGUCGUCAAAGAGCACUUCCCGGAGUUGGUACCAACGAUCAUAACGUUCGGAACGGUGUUUGCUCGGAUGUCGCCGGAUCAGAAACAGCACUUGAUCACGGAUUUGCAAAACUUAGGAUACUACGUUGCUAUGUGCGGUGAUGGCGCCAAUGACUGUGGAGCGUUGAAAGCUGCGCAUACUGGGAUUUCGUUGUCAGAAGCUGAGAGUUCGGUGGCGUCACCAUUUACUUCGAAGAGUCCAACGAUUGCUUGUGUACCAAAGGUGAUCAAGGAGGGCCGAGCGGCAUUGGUUACAUCGUUUGGAAUUUUUAAAUACAUGGCUGCAUAUUCGUUGGUGCAGUUUGCUUCCGUCUUGAUCCUCUACUCGAUCGAUUCCAAUCUGACAGAUCUGGAGUUCCUAUACAUUGAUCUCUUCAUCAUCUCGGUGACUGCGUUCUUCUUCGGCAAAACUUCGUCCUACGAUGGACCGCUGGUGAAACAAGUCCCGUCAAACUCGCUUAUAUCGCUGAGUCCACUGCUAUCGCUAGGGCUACAUUUGAUCGUGGCAUUAGGAUUCCAAGUUGCUGGCUGGUAUCACAUCCAGGCUCAAUCUUGGUUCGUACCUUUCAACUACAGUGACGAACUGGCUCUGAACGAUCUCGGAUGUUACGAAAAUUAUGCCAUCUUCAGCAUCUCCUGCUACCAGUACAUCAUCCUCGCGAUUGUAUUCUCCAAGGGAGCUCCCUAUCGCAAGUCCAUCUUCUCAAACUACGGCUUCUUGGUCAGCAUAAUCAUCAACACGGCUUUAUCGAUCUUGCUGACCCUGUACCCGCCCAUGUGGCUUCAGGAUCUCUUCCAACUAGUCAUCCCCCAGGAGGACAUCACCUUCCGAGCCUAUUUGGUCGGGUAUGGAUUGGCUAACUUCAUCAUCGCACUGUUCAUCGAGAAGUUCAUCAUCGACGAGAUCGCGUUCAAGAAGCUACGCUACCGGUGGCACAACAUCGCCAAGUCCCGGCGCAAGUACUUAUUGAUCGAGCACAACUUCCGUAAAGAAGUGCAGCACCCGAGCGAUUUUAAAACCGUGCUCGGCUGGUCUAGCGAGAAGUACGAUUACUGACAUCACCUCCAGCGGGUGUUGAAACUAGUGGCGAGUGUGGUGAUGAGCGAUCGGCAAGCGUGGCUUCUAAGGCUUCAGCAGCGGAUUGAACUUCGGUAGCGAUCGCUACGAGCUGAAUUUUAAGGGAACCGUCAAGUCAUGAAGUUCUGUUUCACAGAGCAGCAGCGGAAAACUGCCAAGCGUUUAGGUUUUGAUUCUGAUAGGAUUAUUUUUGCAAUGGAAACGCGCAUUGUAGUUGCAUGCAUUAGGAUGAUUUUUUUUUAAAAGGCAAUUGUGAAGUUCAGAAUAUUAGUUCUCCGGUGAUUAGAGAUGUAAGUGCCAUAAUUGUAUUAUGUUUUCAUUAGGACUCCAGGACAAACGCUAGGGCAAAUAAAGUUUACACAUGUGAUAAUAGCGGAAUGCUGGAUUUUGGGCAAAUCUGAACUACGGAAAGAUGACGACGAGCAGGAGAAGGUUCACAAGAAUACAGGAAAUUUCGUGGCGCUGUGCAGAAUCGAAAUCAAAGGAAGACAAUAAUCAAAAUUUGUACAGAAAAGAAGUAAAGAAAAAUCAAGCCUCUGUAAUUAGUGAUAAUUUCCAACUGGCUUUUGGCUGGAGUUCUCCUUCGCUUCUGCACGCGAAAAUUGAGUACACGUUUGACGUUAGUAGGAGUGGGAGUUGAUGUGGAAACUCAAUUGACGACCAUUAUCGGAUGGAUAUUGAAUUCGACUUUGUCAUAUUUACUAUUCCACUAAUCGAAGGGAAUGACUCUUUUUUCUGUAAUAGAAAAAUCCUUGCAACUCAAGUUCUCUCAUAAACCAGUAAUAGCGAUUGUUACAUUUUGAGGUUUGUCUGCUUCAGAAAACUUGUGUUAUUUCCUUCGAUUCAAACUACAACCCAAGUAAAAUUUUAGGUUUUAUUGUAGAAGGGUUAUAACUAACUAAAACCCAAAAAUAUGUUUCUAAAACUAUAAUAAAACGCAAUUUUUUACUUGGGAAAGCACAAUACUAGUUUGGAAUCGUCAAAUCGUGCACGAAUCAAAAUUAUUGUUUAAUGCAUUUUACAAUUGAACAGUUCGAUGGAUUUUAGAAGCCGUCAAUCUUCUUCAUCGAUGGGAGAACAUGGUCAAAAGAAGAAAGCAUAAAAGUGUUCCCAGCAGUUCUACUUUAAAAGAGUAUAAAAUCAACUUAAAAAUCGCAUGUUUUGCAAGUGACAUAAAUUCAAAGAAAAAAACUUAUAUAUCAAACAAUUGGCAGUUUUAGGUUAAAACAAAACAAAAUAAAACAUACACAAGCAAGCUGACACAUUCUCACUUUACUGUACACCUUUAGUCAUAUUUGCGAGUCACAAAAUAUAUAAAAAAAAUGUUUCAAUCCAAAACCUCUAGAGAAAAUUAUGAAGUCACGCCUUCCCUUCUGAGAAGCGUUAGCUAUUUAGGAUUUGUAGGUAUGUAGCAAGAUUUUCUAAAACAAAUAUUACCACAAUGCAUCUCACAGCCAAACGCCUAGCGACCGCUGAGAGAACACUCCAAGUGCUAGAUCGAUUUUGAUUUACUUCUAUUAAGCAAAGCUCGCGGUGUUGGUCAGGAAUUUCAUUUAUAGUCAAUUUAUUUAAGCAACUUUGCGUCUGCAAUAGAAACCGGGAAUUUUCCGUGGCCACUAUAUUUCAAACACUAUCAUAAAUACAACCACAAAUAUAUACAACAAGGACCUCUGAAUUAUUUUGUUCAUACACUUUGUUAAACUCCCCGAUACCAAAUAGGCGUAAGUUGCAAAACCGAACUGUCUUAUUCGAUAAUAGUUGUUGAUCUUUCGAAAUGAGGCACUCUUAAGAAAAAAAAAAUGACUCUUCCUCACUGAAUCACACAAAACCAUAUUAGUGUGUUUGUACCGCGUAUUUGUGUAGCAAUUUUUUUGUUCACUUAAAAUUUAUAUUAAUGAAUAGUAACUUAUUGUAUGCAGGCAAACAAGCGAAAUUCAAACAGACGUGCAAAUGCUUCAGAUCGAUUGCUUUCGGAUCAAAUACUAGAAGAAUCAAACAUGGAAAUCGUAGAAAUAAAUCAAGGCAAUUCAAAAGGCGGGGUUUGAAAGCAGACGAUCGAGGUGGAAUCAAGAAAUCUACAAGGAAAAACAACUCACACUUUGUACAUAUACCGGGAAAUAUUUUACAAACCAACAAAUAAAGGUUACUAUAUCACGAA
Messenger RNA from Aedes aegypti (yellow fever mosquito), 7467 nucleotides. It is a transcript of the gene anne, whose product is annotated as probable cation-transporting ATPase 13A3. NCBI's taxonomy places the organism in Eukaryota, Metazoa, Arthropoda, Insecta, Diptera, Culicidae. Gene Ontology annotation, biological process: polyamine transmembrane transport; intracellular calcium ion homeostasis. The transcript is spliced from 3 exons. Gene Ontology annotation, molecular function: ATP hydrolysis activity; ATP binding; P-type transmembrane transporter activity. The coding region runs from base 1320 to 5288 and encodes 1322 amino acids. The record is from RefSeq and is a predicted model, not a curated record. Gene Ontology annotation, cellular component: membrane.